AUGCAGGAUAGGGGAAAACUAUCUUUCUUGGCAUUAAAACCCAAUGAGGAGCGUAGUAAUUUGAAUGCAUCAAUACUGGAUGAGAUAUAUGGUUUGUACAAUGGAUUUAAAGUCAAGGGAAUAUAUAUGGGUGAAAAAAGAAAUAAAGGGCCUGGCUUGAAUAAAUUUACGGGUCAAUACGAAGAUGGCAUAGACGGAGAUGAAGAUGAAUUUGAGGAUAAUAAUGAAGAACUAGGACUAUAUUCAAUAAGUAGAGCAUUGAAUUUAAGAGUUUCUAAAUUAGGGAGAAAAGCCACCGUAAUGAUAAUUGGGAAUGUUUCUGCAGGCAAAAGCACAUUAAUUAAUUGGUUAUUACAAGAAAAUAUUCAAAAGACAGGAAUGGCUAUAGAAACUUGUGGAAUAUCAUUUGUGGUUUCAGGUAAACAAAUUAAUGAAAUUGGUGGUGAGACAGCUUUAAUGAUUUUACCAGAACUUAGAGGAAUUGUGGAGAGAAAUCCAAGUUUACUUACAAGCUUAACUGUAAAGACUUUUCCUUCAAGUCAAGGGAGGUUGCAAAACAUUAACUUUAUUGACACUCCCGGAUUGAUAGAUGGAGAUUCAAUAUAUUCUUUUGAUGUAGAUAAUGUAAUUAAAGAUCUUGCACUAUCUUUAUGUGAUUUAGUUUUGAUAUGCAUUGAUCCUUCAGGCCAGGCUUUGAGUAAAAGGCUCCUAAGUUUGGCAAAAUAUCUUGCAGAAAAUAAUCCCCAAAAGACAAACUUUCUAUUAACAAAAAUUGAUGAAAUUUCUACAGAGGAAGACAGAAUUAAGGUAAUGUGUCAAGUUACUCAAAAUCUUAGCUCCAGUAUUACAAUCAAACACGGUUUUGAUCUAAUUCCAAUUUAUAUUGCUGGCGCAAAGGAUGGGACAUACUUAACUUUAAAAACCCUUCAAUCCUUGGGAGAAGUACUUUCCAAUUCUGAAAAUCAGAAUACAAGUAAUGUCAGAGUUAAGUCUAGUAAAUCUCAGGCCUCUGAUAAAUCAUCUCAAAUAAGUAAUAGUCUCCCCACUCUUAAUAGAAUCUUAGAGGUUGUCAACCAAAUUGAAAGAGUCGUAGACAGGAAGGUCCAAGACAAUAUUGCAACAUUAUUGAAUGACUGUCAGACUCUACUUGAAUGCAAUAAAUGUCUUAUAUAUAAGCAGACACAACUUGAGAAAAAUAUGGAAAAUCUUUCCAGACAAAGAAAUAUCUACAAAAAAUCUUCGGCAUUUGUCCUGUUUCUAAUGUUGAUUAUGGCUAUCUUCCAGGUUUGUAAUUAUGCAGAAUUCAACAUUUUUUCUAAUAAUGAAGAUAUUAACUAUAACAGUACGAUCUCUCUUGAUUUAUCUCCAAAAAACCUUACUAGUGUUUGGCUUUUCCUUACAGCCUCGUUACUCGCUUCAUUUCUACUUUACAGAAAUGUGCAAAAAGAGCAACGAAAAUAUUCUCGCACAAGUCUCAAAUCUUUAAAAAAAUAUUUCUCUGCCUUAAGUUCUAUUAACUCUAAGGCAAUUGACCUACAUAAUUCUUACAUCAACCUUUAA
Molecule: messenger RNA, 1560 nt
Organism: Cryptosporidium ubiquitum
Lineage: Eukaryota; Apicomplexa; Conoidasida; Eucoccidiorida; Cryptosporidiidae
Exons: 2
Coding region: 1-1560 (519 amino acids)
Biological process (GO): ribosomal small subunit assembly
Molecular function (GO): GTP binding; rRNA binding; ribosomal small subunit binding
Source: RefSeq, a predicted model, not a curated record